CCCCCCCCCCCCCCGAGCCCCGAGCCGAGCUCCCGCACUUGGCAGGGCGGCGACUUCACGCGCCAUAACGGCACCGGCGGCAAGUCCAUCUACGGGGAGAAGUUCGCCGACGAGAACUUCAUCCUGAAGCACACGGGGCCCGGCAUCCUGUCCAUGGCCAACGCCGGCCCCAACACGAACGGCUCCCAGUUCUUCAUCUGCACGGCCAAGACCGAGUGGUUGGACGGGAAGCACGUCGUGUUCGGCCGCGUCAAGGAGGGGAUGAACGUGGUGGAGGCCAUGGAGCGCUGCGGCUCCAAGGACGGCAAGACGAGCAAGCAGAUCACCAUCUCCGACUGCGGGCAGCUCUCGUAAACCCCUUCUGUCUUCACGAGCGACCAUUCCGCCUGCGGCCCCGGGGCAGCACGCCUGGCGCAGCCCCCCAGCCCCCACCCC
This is a messenger RNA of Oxyura jamaicensis (ruddy duck), 435 nucleotides long. RefSeq names its product peptidyl-prolyl cis-trans isomerase A-like. The transcript is spliced from 2 exons. NCBI's taxonomy places the organism in Eukaryota, Metazoa, Chordata, Aves, Anseriformes, Anatidae. Gene Ontology annotation, molecular function: peptidyl-prolyl cis-trans isomerase activity. Gene Ontology annotation, biological process: protein peptidyl-prolyl isomerization. The record is from RefSeq and is a predicted model, not a curated record. The annotation marks the transcript as partial.